Messenger RNA from Colletotrichum graminicola M1.001, 1044 nucleotides. Its product is annotated as porphobilinogen deaminase. Gene Ontology annotation, cellular component: cytoplasm. The record is from RefSeq and is a predicted model, not a curated record. NCBI's taxonomy places the organism in Eukaryota, Fungi, Ascomycota, Sordariomycetes, Glomerellales, Glomerellaceae. Gene Ontology annotation, molecular function: hydroxymethylbilane synthase activity. The coding region runs from base 1 to 1044 and encodes 347 amino acids. The transcript has a single exon. Gene Ontology annotation, biological process: heme biosynthetic process.
AUGGCCGCCGUUCCGUCCACCGCCGAAAGCGGCGUCAUCCAUGUCGGCACGCGCAAGUCAGCGCUGGCGAUGAAGCAGGCCGAGAUCGUCGUCGAGGGCCUCUCCAAGGCGCGGCCUGAUGUGUCGUUUGAGAUCCACGGCAUGCAGACCCUGGGCGACAAGGACCAGAUCACGGCGCUGUACAACUUUGGUGGCAAGGGCCUGUGGACGUCGGAGCUCGAGGCCAAGCUCGCGGCUAAGGAAAUCGACAUCAUCGUCCACUCCCUCAAGGAUAUGCCGACCACUCUCCCGGACGGCUGCACCCUCGGAUGCGUGACCAAGCGCGAGGACCCGCGCGACGUCGUCGUCUUCAAGGCCGGCCUCGCCGAGAAGCACGGCUGGAAGACCCUCGCGGACCUGCCCGAGGGCAGCGUCAUCGGCACCAGCAGCGUGCGCCGCAUAGCACAGCUGAAGCGCCGCUAUCCGGGCCUGAAGUUCGCCGACGUGCGCGGGAACAUCGAGACACGCCUCCGAAAGUGCGACGACCCCGAGGGCCCCUUCUCGGCCAUCAUCCUCGCGGCCGCCGGCCUGCUGCGCAUGGACUACGGCGCGCGCAUCUCGCAGUUCCUUGAGUCGGAGAACAGCGGCACCCUGCACGCUGUCGGACAGGGAGCGUUGGGCAUCGAGGCGCGGACGGGCGACGAGCGGGUGCUCGCCGUGAUAAAGGAGCUCGAGGACAAGCCGACGAUGCUGGCCUGCUUCGCGGAGCGGAGCGUCAUGCGCACGCUCGAGGGAGGAUGCAGCGUGCCCAUCGGCGUUGAGACGACCUGGGUCGAGGACGGCAAGAAGUUGCGGCUCAAGGCGACGGUGGUGCACGCCGACGGCACGCGCGGGGUGGACACGGAGAUGGUCGAGGUCAUCACCACCGCGGAGGAGGCCGACGACUUUGGCAAGGUGGUGGCACAGGCCCUCGUGGACAGAGGCGCACAGCAGAUCCUAGACGACAUCAACCAGGUACGGCCGGGCAACCAGACGGCGACGGAAGCGACUAUCCCCUCAUCAUAA